Molecule: messenger RNA, 477 nt
Organism: Rotaria socialis
Lineage: Eukaryota; Metazoa; Rotifera; Eurotatoria; Philodinida; Philodinidae
Source: the annotation of a GenBank genome assembly
AUGAUCACACUGCUAACACACACACAUAUAAAAGCACAAUCAGCCGUUCGAGUAGAAAAGGAAACAGGAGAAUGGUCCCAAACAAGUGUUGGAAGUAGACAAGGAGAUCUUUUGUCACCACUACUGUUCAUUACAUAUCUCGAACGAGUAAUGGACAAAGCAAUGCAGAUAAACCGAGGAAUAAAUAUCAGUGGAACACUAGUGAACAACCUACGGUUCGCCGAUGAUAUUGAUGUCCUAGAAGAAGAUUGUGACUCACUUCAUCAACAAAUAGAACAAUUAAGAGUAGCAACCGAAAAAGUAGGACUACUCAUGAAUACAAAGAAAACAAAAAUACUUGUAUUUGGUGACAGAAAUAUCGAAAAACAUGUUCAAAUAGCGGGAGACAUAAUCGAAAAUGUAGAACAGUUCGAGUAUCUUGGUAGUGUCUACUCACAUGGAAUAACAACUGUAGCGAUGAAAUCAAGAGAAGAAUAG